AUGAAAGUGCGGAUGCAGACUGGAAACCUGACAGGCCGCGCCGGCGCAGCGUCUGCCGCCAAGGGCGUCCAAUUGUCGCUCAAUGGCGCGGCACGCGAGGUCGCAUCCCUCUACCGCGGCGUCCUGAGCGCAGCGACGGGCGCCGGCGUAAUCAUCGGCGCCUACUUCGCCUUCUACUCCACAACCAAGCGGUUCCUGCGGCAGCGGACAUCUCUAGGGGAGGGCCAGAUGGCAUUUGUGUCCGGCGGCGUCGCCGCCGUCGGCAGCGGCGUGGUCAAGGUGCCCAUCGCGGUGUGCAUCCGCAGCGUGCAGGCGGGGGUGUACCCGAACGUCGUCGCGGCGGCGCGCUCCAUCACGGGCGCGGCGGGCUUCUCGGGGCUGUUCACGGGCUUCCUGCCCACCAUCAUGGAGGACGUCCCGGACAUGGCCGUGAAGUUCGCGGUCUACGAGACGCUGCGCUGCGUCCACGCCCGCGUCAGCGACGGGCGCCAGCCCUCGACCCUCGAGGACCUGCUUAUGGGCGGGAGCGCCGGCGCCGCGGCCGCCGCCGCGACGACGCCGCUGGACGUGGUGAAGACCCGCAUGAUGUGCUCGGCCAGCACGCGCCCCACCUUUGCCGCCGCCGUGCGCGGCGUCGCCGCAGAGGGCCAGGGCGCACGCGCUUUCUUCAGAGGCGUCGGGCCGCGCGCGCUGUCCAACGGGCUGAACAGCGCGGUUUUCUUCUGCUUCUUCGAAGCGAUCCGCCGCGUGCUGCUGCAGCGGCAAGCGGAGGCGGCCGCGGCCGCGGCCGCGGCAGCGGGCGGCGCGGCAGCGGGGGCCGGGAAGCAGCUGCGCGGGGCCUCGCGGAGGCGCGGCGCGGAGCCGGUCGUGCAGCAGCAGCAGCAGCAGCAGCAGCAGCAGCUGGCGCAGCUGCAGGCAGAUUUGGCGGAGCAGGGCGGCGCGCGGCGGCAGCGACUGGCGCGGUCGAAGCAGCAGCAGCAACAGCAGCGCAGCCAGGUUGGAUGGGGUGCAGGCGGGUCGGGCGUGGCCGGGGGCGGCGCCGCCGCGUGCCUGUCGCUUGCGCUGCCGGUGGGCCGCAGCGUGCGCUGGUGGUAA
Messenger RNA from Monoraphidium neglectum, 1095 nucleotides. RefSeq names its product Putative carrier protein PET8. The coding region runs from base 1 to 1095 and encodes 364 amino acids. The record is from RefSeq and is a predicted model, not a curated record. Gene Ontology annotation, cellular component: mitochondrial inner membrane. Lineage: Eukaryota; Viridiplantae; Chlorophyta; Chlorophyceae; Sphaeropleales; Selenastraceae. The transcript has 4 exons. Gene Ontology annotation, molecular function: S-adenosyl-L-methionine transmembrane transporter activity.